Molecule: messenger RNA, 579 nt
Organism: Colletotrichum karsti
Lineage: Eukaryota; Fungi; Ascomycota; Sordariomycetes; Glomerellales; Glomerellaceae
Product: RNA polymerase Rpb8
Exons: 2
Biological process (GO): DNA-templated transcription
Cellular component (GO): RNA polymerase I complex; RNA polymerase III complex; RNA polymerase II, core complex
Molecular function (GO): DNA-directed RNA polymerase activity
Source: RefSeq, a predicted model, not a curated record
CUGCCCGCGACACAACAGCUGUUGCGCGACACCUCUCACGACUCUCAAUCGCGCAUUACGACCGAGGACUCAGUCUUCAACAAAACAGGAUCACCCACGCGAAUCGUCUUCGAAGUUUCAGCCAUCAUGUCGGGCGGAGGCGACGUGACCCUCUUUGAGGAGUCCUUCACCGUAACCACCUACGACCAAUCUAAGUACGAUCGAGUCGCCCGCAUUUCUGCCACCUCGACGGACAACCAGACCAUUAUGUCGCUCGACAUCAACAUUGAGCUGUUCCCUGCUUCUGUUUCCGACAGCCUGCACGUUGUUCUGGCUACCUCCCUGGCUCACGAUGGAAGCAAAGACGAUGAGAAGGGCUGGAGAGAUGUCGCGAAGGGUGGCCAAGAUCGGGAAGCCACCCUGGCGGAUAUGUUUGACUACGUUUGCUACGGAAAGAUCUACAAGUUCGAGGAUGCCGACGACGGACAGACCAUCAAGGCUUACGUCUCGUUCGGCGGUCUCUUGAUGUCACUCGAGGGCCCGUACAAGAAGCUCACUCCGCUGAGAGUCGAUUAUGUCUACCUGCUGAUCAAGAAAUGA